Molecule: messenger RNA, 1905 nt
Organism: Pediculus humanus corporis (human body louse)
Lineage: Eukaryota; Metazoa; Arthropoda; Insecta; Psocodea; Pediculidae
Exons: 2
Coding region: 1-1905 (634 amino acids)
Molecular function (GO): ubiquitin binding
Source: RefSeq, a predicted model, not a curated record
AUGGAAUACAUUGUGGAUUUGUUAACUGGGAAAAAAGAAAAUAUUACAAAAGAAGGAUACGUCGAUGGAAAAGGUUUUAAGGAAGCAAAUCGAAAGUUUUCCACAUAUUUACAACCUGUUUUAGAGCAAAAUGAAUCAGCAAUGGAAAAAAAUAGAAUGUGGCUGGACCUAUCUCAAUUUAUCAUUGAAGAUUUACAAUGGCUUUUAUCUUUAAAACGUAGGAAAUUUUGGUCUUAUGUCGUGUAUUCCAAGGAUGUGCAAUAUCUUUUAGCAUCAAUAAUUAGAAAAACUCCUCCUUACUACUUAAGAAAGUUAUAUGUGUUAAAUGAGGAAAUUGAGAGUACAAUUCAAAAAAUUGAACAUUUAGUUUUUUUAAUUUUGUGGAGGUUAUCUAAUGAUGAAGAAUCAAAAUUAAUAUUUUCCAAAAGUGGUGAUUGUGAAAUUUUUCAUGAUUUUUUUCUUUUUUCUGUUCCGCUUAUUUUAGAUCUGUGUUUAUUGUAUGGUUUUAGUAACAGUACAUUACUCAAAGCAGUUAUAAGUAAUGCAUUUGAAUUUGCUCCCAAUUUUUCUAAAGAUUUUGAAGAGACUACAUCUUAUUUUUUAUACAUAUUAAAACAUUUGAAACAAAAAUUUUCCACAACUGUAGAUAAUUUUGAAACGGAUGAAAUUAAAUUUUUCACUUUAAAACAUAUUUUAUUUUUUCUUUAUGAUACUGUUACAUCGAUGCAAUUAUUUUUGAAUUCAUAUUUGCCUGGUUGCAAAUUUAUGUGUAAAAACAAUUCAGUUAACGAAUUAAUUGGAUUUUAUUCGAAUGUUUUGCCUCAAAUGCAAAACAUUUUUGAUGAUUUUAAAAAUGUUUAUCCUGAUGAAAUUAGUUCAUUGACUGAUUUAAUUAAUGAUGUUAGAAUAGAAUUUUUAAAUAUUGUGAAAAAUUUGUUUUCAUACAUAUAUAGUGAGGCAUUUAAAAAUCCAACUGAAGUGGAAGAUGUUGUAAACGACUUUACAGUAUUGAUGAUAAAUUUAUCAGAAGAGCCGACAUUUUUUGAAGAUUACCUUAAAAUUUAUCCAGUGACAUCAGAAAUGUAUUCAUUUAUUGAUAAUUAUAUUGUGGACACAGCAAAAGUAAAUCACAUAUUAUCAUUAAUUCCUAACAAUGAAACACGGAAUCCAAAUAGUAACAGUGAAAAGUUUUUAUCAAAUGCCAACAAUUCAUCAGAUUCUGAUCAUAAUUUAUCUGUUCUUCUAUCACAAGUUAAAGACAUUUUACCAGAGGAAGAUGAUUCUUUGAUAAAAUCAUGGCUGAAAAACAACAAUUACGAUGUUGAAAGAUUAAUUGUAGGAGUCUUGGAUGGUUCGUUAUGUCUUAAUUCGUCGAGCUCCGACAAAUACAUAAAAGGAAAUUUUAAUUUUGACAAUUUGGAAUCGAAAAAUGAUAGUUAUUCAAAUAAUAUUUUAUCGGAAAGUAGAAAAAACAAAACGUGGAAACAAGAUAUUGGGAAAAUCGAAAAGGAAAGUUACAGUCGUUGGUUUCACGUUUCGGAUCAAAUGUACGACGACGAAUACGAUGAUACAUACGAUGAAAAUCUAUCUAUAGCCUUUAGGGAAGAAGAAGAUGGAGAGAAAAGUAGACGGUCGUAUAUGACCAUGAGACAAAAUAGAGAAUGCGAUAAAAGAAGACAAGAAAAAGAAUCGGAGGAAGAGGAGGAUGAAGAUGAGGAGGAACAAGAUAGUAAAUUUUCAAUCAAUACAAACGAAUCCAAAUAUCGACACGAAAAAAGAGACGUUGUCGGAAGAGGAAAAGGACACGGACAAAGCAAAAAUGUUUUACGAAAUAGGGAAUAUAAAGAAGCGCACAAAUCAUUUAUUGGAAAUCACAAUAGGAAAAGACAAGCGAAAAAGAAAUAA